AUUCUACUAAACGCGUAUUCCCUUCUUACCCCAUUCAUGUGCUGUUUCUCUUUCUCCCUCCUUCCAAAAUGAAGUUCCAAGUCAUAGAGCUUCUGUUUGGCAAAAGCACCCCAAAACAAAUGAUCCCGAAAGUGACUUUACUCGCAGUGUUUGCCAUACUGCUAUUCACUGUCACCCCACUCUCCUACCCUUUGUUCAGACACUCUUCUUCAUCUGUGAAGAACAAGCAGUACUCCAAGCAACCAUCCUCAGCAUUUGAUGAUCUGAACGAGUCAGCAAGCCUGCCCUCAACUUCCAUCAAGAAGUGUGACAUUUUCACUGGGGAAUGGGUGCCAAACCCAAAGGCCCCAUAUUACACAAACAAAACAUGCUGGGCAAUCCAUGAGCAUCAGAACUGCAUGAAGUAUGGAAGACCAGACUCUGAGUACAUGAAGUGGAAGUGGAAGCCAAAUGGAUGUGAACUGCCUGUGUUCAAUCCCUUCCAGUUUCUCGAGAUUCUUAGGGGAAAAUCCUUGGCAUUUGUUGGAGACUCGGUUGGAAGAAAUCAGAUGCAGUCCAUGAUUUGCCUCCUUUCAAGGGUGGAAUGGCCCAUAGAUGUAUCAUAUAAACGAGAUGACUAUUUUAUGCGGUGGAGGUACCCAAGUUACAACUUUACCAUGGCUGCUUUUUGGACCACACAUUUAGUCAAAUCCGAAGAAGCAGAUUCAAAGGGUCCAGGCCCAACUGGCCUUUGCAACCUUUACCUUGAUGAGCCAGAUGAAAAGUGGAUAACCCAAAUUGAAGAUUUUGACUAUGUCAUUCUCAACGGGGGACAUUGGUUUACUCGGUCAAUGGUGUUCUAUGAGAAACAAAAAAUUGUUGGAUGCCACUACUGCCUCGUAGAAAAUGUCCCUGACUUAACCAUGUACUAUGGCUACAGAAAGGCUUUCAGGACAGCAUUUAGAGCCAUCAAUAGAUUAGAAAACUUUAAAGGGACAGUGUUUCUUAGGACAUUUGCCCCAUCUCAUUUUGAGAAUGGCUUGUGGAAUGAGGGUGGGAAUUGCAUUAGAACUAGGCCAUUCAAGAGCAAUGAGACACAAUUAGAGGGCCUUAGUUUGGAGUGCAAUGAGACACAAUUAGAGGGCCUUAGUUUGGAGUUUUAUAUGAUUCAAUUGGAGGAGUUCAAAAUUGCUGAGAAGGAAGCUAGAAAAAAGGGUUUGAAUUAUAGGUUGCUUGAUAUCACACAAGCAUCAUUGUUGAGACCAGAUGGUCACCCUAGUAGAUAUGGACAUUGGCCUAAUGAAAAUGUGACAUUGUACAAUGAUUGUGUGCAUUGGUGCUUGCCUGGUCCUAUAGAUACAUGGAGCGAUUUCUUACUUGGAAUGUUGAAGAUGGAGGGUGUGAGAGCAGCUGAAGAGAGGCUUCAUUUGCAUUCAAAUUGAUAAAUGGAAUUUAUUUCAUACAUUUAUUUUUCAAUUUUUAACGUAAUCUUGCUUGUGAUUCUAAACUUCCUUGCGCACGUGUAUUGUAAAUCUUUGUUAAUUAAAAUCAAAUUUCAAUCACCUUGUUUAUAUUA
Messenger RNA from Cajanus cajan (pigeon pea), 1555 nucleotides. Its product is annotated as protein trichome birefringence-like 19. Gene Ontology annotation, molecular function: O-acetyltransferase activity. The record is from RefSeq and is a predicted model, not a curated record. Gene Ontology annotation, cellular component: Golgi apparatus. Lineage: Eukaryota; Viridiplantae; Streptophyta; Magnoliopsida; Fabales; Fabaceae.